This is a messenger RNA of Delphinapterus leucas (beluga whale), 1208 nucleotides long. NCBI's taxonomy places the organism in Eukaryota, Metazoa, Chordata, Mammalia, Artiodactyla, Monodontidae. The record is from RefSeq and is a predicted model, not a curated record.
CCUCCGCCCUCGGAGCCCCGGCCGCAGAGCCGGCCGGUGAGCUUUGCGCCUGGCCAGGUCUCAACGUGCGCACGUGCUCGGCGUCCCGGGCUGCUGCGGAGGCGGAGGUGAGCGCGCGGAGCGGGCCGGGCUGACGUGCGGCUGCGGGCGGGCUCCCUCGGAGGUUUACAGAGGUGGCAGCCCUCAUGGCAGGUCCCCUGUGGCGGGCCACAGCCUUUGUGCAGAGACACAGGACGGCCCUGUUGGUGGGUUCCUGUGCAGGCCUGUUUGGGGCUCAGAUCUCGUACCACCUCUUCCCGGAUCCUGUGGUCCCGUGGCUGUACCAGUACUGGCCUCAGGGCCAGCCAGCCUCCCUGUCCCCAGAGCUGCAGAGCCUGUUCGAGGAGGUGCAGCAGGAUAUUGGGGUCCCCUCGGGCCACCGCUUCGAGGCCUUCACCACCUUCACCUUCCAGCCUGUGAGCGCCGGCUUCCCGAGACUCCCUGCCGGGGCCGUGGUGGGCAUCCCCGCCAGCUUCCUGGGUGACCCAGUGACCAACACUGACCGGCCCGUUGUCGUCCACGGGCAGCGAGUGGACUGGCAGAGCCCAGCGGGCGCCCGGCUGAGAGAUGCCCUGACUCUGUCCCACGACGCCCAGAAGUUCGCCUUGGCCAGGGAGGUGGUGCACCUGGAGAGCGGGGCGGCCGCCCUGCAGGCCCUGCCAGCCCCCGCCUGCCUGGUGGGCACCUGGGCACUGGGCGUGGGGGCCAAGCACGCCCUGGGGCUCUACGGAGGCCCCAUGAACUUGCGGGCCGCCUUCAACUUGGUGGCGGCAGUGGCGGGCUUCGUGGCCUAUGCCUUGUCCACGGACUCUCUCACUCACGCCCUGGAAGCCUGGCUGGACCGCCGCACGGCCUCGCUGUCCGCAGCCUAUGCCCGGGGCGGGGUGGAGUUCUACGAGAAGGUUCUGUCGGGCAACCUGGCCCUGCGCGGCCUCCUGGGCCGGCCCGGGGAGAAGCUGUACACGCCCAGCGGGAACGUGGUUCCCAGACACUGGUUCCGCAUCAAGCACCUGCCCUACACGGCCCGCCGGGACUCGGUGCUGCAGGUGUGGAGGGCGGCGCUCAGCCCCCGCAGCCCCUGAGGGCCUCGUGGCAGGGGCGGUUCCAGCUGGAGCAGGUGGUCACAAAGCACCGAGCUGAUCUCCCUGUGCUGUGCCGCUGCUUCCUGC